AUGUCAUCACCUAACAACUCUGUCAGCGCGGCGCUGUCAGAGACGACCCCCGUGUUUCAGUUGAGAGUAUGGCAGUUGAUUGCCAUUGCCGUUGGGAUAGUCAUGGCGAUCCUGCUCGUCGUCGCGCUGUGCCUUUCGUUCCGGAGGAAAAAGAAGACAGUGAAAGGGUUUGACAACACUUCGCUGGCUGAGAUCCCUAUCUUUUCUAAGGAAAUCAUUGUUGACAGAGUUGAUGCGCAGAGUCUACGUGACGGUGAAGCGCCCUUCAUGCCGGUGCAGGAUAAAUAUACGCCGACCAAAGGUGCGGGGCAGUUGGGAGAGAGCAGAUCCGUCGAUGUCGAUACGUUCAGCCAGUGCAGCUCAGUUUACAACGUAGAGAAGGCUGGGAGCUCAGUGUACUCUGAAGAUUACAGUUACAGCAGCUCUGGUCCAGCUAGGAAAGGUAGCUCACCGUAUGCAUAUUCAGCGUCACUGCUGGUUGGCCUGCCUGAGUUAUCACAUUUGGGCUGGGGCCACUGGUUUACCUUGAGGGACCUGGAGUGCGCAACGAAUCGGUUUGCAAAGAGUAAUGUUCUUGGGGAGGGUGGCUAUGGAGUUGUCUACAAGGGCCGCCUGGUGAAUGGGACUGAGAUUGCCGUGAAGAAGAUCCUUAAUAAUGUGGGACAGGCAGAGAAGGAAUUUAGGGUUGAAGUUGAAGCCAUUGGUCAUGUUCGGCAUAAGAAUCUGGUCCGCCUUCUGGGAUACUGUGUGGAAGGGAUACAUAGGAUGCUUGUCUACGAGUAUGUCAAUAAUGGCAACCUAGAACAAUGGCUUCAUGGCAUGAAUCAACACGGUGUCCUUAGUUGGGAAAACCGUAUGAAAAUUCUCCUUGGCACUGCAAAAGCUCUCGCGUACCUUCAUGAGGCCAUAGACCCCAAAGUUGUACACAGAGAUAUUAAGUCAAGUAAUAUCUUAAUCGACGAUGAAUUCAACAGCAAGGUUUCUGAUUUUGGGUUGGCUAAACUUCUGAAUUCUGACAAAAGUCAUAUCAAUACAAGAGUGAUGGGAACAUACGGGUAUGUAGCACCUGAAUAUGCAAACAGCGGGAUGCUAAAUGAAAAGAGUGAUAUUUACAGUUUCGGAGUGGUGUUGUUAGAAUGUUUGACAGCUAGGGAUCCAGUUGAUUACACUAAGCCUGCAGAUGAGGUGAAUCUCAUAGAGUGGCUUAAAAUGAUGGUUACCAGUAAGAGGGCAGAGGAGGUCGUGGAUCCAAACCUCGAGAUUAAGCCACCAAAACGUGCCCUUAAGCGGGCAAUCUUGGUUGGCUUCAAGUGUGUCGAUCCUGAUGCUGACAAGAGGCCAAAGAUGAGUCACGUUGUUCAGAUGCUUGAAGCAGUUCAGAAUGCAUAUCAUCAAGAUCAAAGAAAGCUCAGCCAGGUAGGAAGCAUGGAUAUCGAGUCACAGCAGUCACAAGAGGAGACUUCGAACGGUGCUGAUGCCUGA
This is a messenger RNA of Miscanthus lutarioriparius, 1482 nucleotides long. The record is from the annotation of a GenBank genome assembly. Lineage: Eukaryota; Viridiplantae; Streptophyta; Magnoliopsida; Poales; Poaceae.